Molecule: messenger RNA, 1631 nt
Organism: Bombina bombina (fire-bellied toad)
Lineage: Eukaryota; Metazoa; Chordata; Amphibia; Anura; Bombinatoridae
Gene: RPUSD2
Product: RNA pseudouridine synthase domain containing 2
Exons: 3
Coding region: 10-1482 (490 amino acids)
Biological process (GO): pseudouridine synthesis
Molecular function (GO): RNA binding; pseudouridine synthase activity
Source: RefSeq, a predicted model, not a curated record
CAUGUGGUUAUGCUGGCCUGUGUGAUCUGGCAGCGAGCAUUAGGUUUGAGGUGUCGGCAGGUAGUAGUAAUGUCAGAAGUGUCAUUAAAGAGAAAGGAGCCACCUGGAGAGGAGUCGGAAAACAAGAAGAAAAAGAGGCCGCGUAGAGAAAAGGAUAGGUUCGUACCGCCCCCGGUAAAGCGGCGGCCUGGAAUAAGUUUUGGGGAUCAGCAUUUCCAAGAGACUGAGUCCUACCUGGAGCACGGGCUGCGCAAAGUCCGUCCUUAUUACUUUGAUUUUGAAACUUACUGCAAGGGCCGGUGGGUCGGUAAGACUCUGAGGCAGGUGUUCAGCUCUGAGUUCCGUGUAGAACCCAUCGAGUAUUACGAACGAGCAACAGAGCUGGGUCGCCUUAGGCUCAACGAAGAGCCGGUUAAGGAUCUAGAUAUAGUCCUUAAGAACAAUGACUUCCUCAGAAACACAGUGCAUCGUCACGAGCCACCUGUUACUGCACAGCCUCUGCACAUCCUAGUAGAGAAUGACGAAAUGGUGGUGGUAGACAAGCCGUCAUCUUUGCCUGUGCACCCCUGUGGUCGUUUCCGACACAACACGGUCAUCUUUAUCCUAGGCAAAGAGCACAAUUUAAAAGAGCUUCACACAAUUCAUCGCCUGGACCGCAUGACAUCCGGUGUGCUCAUGUUUGCCAAGACCCUAGAGGUUUCCAAAAAGAUUGAUGAACAAGUUCGGGAGCGGCAGUUGGAGAAAGAGUAUGUGUGUAGGGUGUGCGGAGAGUUUCCUGAAGAAGAGGUGACCUGUGAGGAACCUAUUCUUGUGGUCUCUUAUAAGAUUGGUGUUUGCUGUGUCGAUCCCAAAGGUAAAACCUGCAAGACUGUAUUCCAGAGGCUCAGUUACAAUGGAAAAUCCAGUGUGGUCAAGUGCUUUCCUUACACUGGCCGCACUCACCAGAUCAGGGUCCACUUGCAGUAUCUUGGGCAUCCAAUUGUCAAUGACCCUAUCUACAACACAGAGGCCUGGGGCCCCAAUAAAGGUAAAGGUGGUCACAUUGGCAAGACCAAUGAUGAGCUACUAAAAUCAUUGAUGGAAGAACAUAAAUCUAAGCAUCACUUUGAUAUUUUGGAUAUUCCGGAAGAUCUUGGACUGAACAUAGAAAGUAAAAACAAUGAAGGCCAACAAUCCAUAAUACAACCAACAGUCACAGACUGUACUGAAAGCCAACCUCUGGUAGGAACAGAGACUUUAGGUUCAUCACGGAGUUUGGCUGUCCCACUUGUAAGUCAAGAAACAGAAGUUAAAUGCAGUAAUCAGGAGGAAAGCAUCCAAGGAUCAAAGGAUAUUUUGUGUGGUGAAUGUAGGAUUGUAAGACCAGACCCCUCUCCUAAAGAUCUGAUUAUGUACCUUCAUGCCCUACGAUACAAAGGAACUGAAUUUGAAUUUUCUGCUGCAAUGCCAGUCUGGGCAAAAAAAGACUGGGCAGAAGAUUAAAGAUCCUUUCAGCCUGAGUAUAUGUAUUCUGUUAAUUAAAUUAUUUUACUUGAAGUAGGACUUGUUAGUGUCCCGUCAUGUGUUUUGGGUUUUAUGGUUAAACUGGGGGAAAAAAACAGUAUAAUUAAAAUGUAAGAGUUGUACUGGUA